AUGUCAUGGGUUUUUUCGGCGGAACUCGAAGGCUCUUCUGCGCAUACGAUCGCCGUCACUGUGUUCGCCGGGACGUUAUAUCUGGACGGCAUCGCUGUCGGAGGACAAGAAACAGCACCACCUCCGUCAUCCGCCACAACGACGCCACUCACCAGCUCGCAAACACCACCGCUACCGCCCAUCAUUUCGUCUCUUACGACCUCUUCCUUCGUCACUGCGUCGCCAACCGUUUCAAGUACACACACGUCAUCACCGUUUUUAGCUGCGGGAGGCAAGCCUACUCGUUCGGGUAGCCGCGGUACUGCUUCCGGGUCGGGCGAUAACACUCCUUCGUCACAAGCCACGCCGCUGGCGUCCAAUUCGGGAGAUGAUCCGCCCGAUACAGUCGCUUUUUCGAGCUCGGAGAAGGGCUCGGAGACCCCGCCGGCUUCAACGCCCAUUGUCAGCCCAGCGGGCUCCUUGGGAACACAUACUGGAACAUCGACACCAGUGAUCGCAGGCAUCGUCGUCGCGUGCCUGCUUUUCAUCCUCGUGCUCCUCGGAUGCGUCUUGUAUCUGCGCCGGAAGCAAAGAAAUCUCCGCAAGAGCAUGCUCACAAGAUUUGACUCCCCAACGCCUUAUCCCUCGCCCACCACCCACAUAGUCGACCACAAUACUCCCAUCGAGAAGGUGGACGACUCCACAGCGUUCGGGUACGGAGACGAGAAGGAAGACACGAAGAAGCCGGGCGACCGGUUCUCGUACCCGAGUACGGUCACUACCCUGCCUCGAUACCGGUUUUCCAGCGACGGAGACACAUUUAACGCGCGAAAUAUGAACGACGCGUGA
Messenger RNA from Epithele typhae, 828 nucleotides. RefSeq lists its product as uncharacterized. The transcript has 3 exons. NCBI's taxonomy places the organism in Eukaryota, Fungi, Basidiomycota, Agaricomycetes, Polyporales, Epitheliaceae. The coding region runs from base 1 to 828 and encodes 275 amino acids. The record is from RefSeq and is a predicted model, not a curated record.